Molecule: messenger RNA, 3116 nt
Organism: Funneliformis geosporum
Lineage: Eukaryota; Fungi; Glomeromycota; Glomeromycetes; Glomerales; Glomeraceae
Source: the annotation of a GenBank genome assembly
UUGCGGAAAAUGAUGAGGGAUUAACCGCAGUCCUUGAAGAUGCUCUAUCCAAUUGCCAAGAAAUACCAUUCAUGGCCGUCGACAUUGAAGGAUCAAGUCAAAAGAUAAAUGAAAAGUACUGCUACGUAUUACGUCUUUAUGGCUCUCUCAUUAAUGGCCAGAAAACAGUAGUAACACUUUUCGGUAUUCGGGUAUUCUUUGAUAUUCGUGUACCAGAUGGGGAGUCUCCAGAUGAAUGCGAAAUAAAAGUAAGAGAUAUUCUAUCUGGCAACAAGGUGGAGACUUUAAAAAUAGAGCAUAUCAAAGCUUUCCCUUUUCGUGGCUAUCAUACGGAAAAAAAGACAUAUUUACGAAUUUAUACGAGUGGGACUAGUAAAAGAAAGAUGGCUAUGCAAGCCAUUCAAGAUAAUAAUUACGAAACUGCAUCGGAUGACAUGUACUCGUUUCAUCGUAAAGUAGCAAGAGAGAAUGGAAUCCAACUCUCUGGGUGGUCUAUGCUAAGCAAAUAUAGAUAUAAGAGAGGGAGUGAUCCUCUCUACCCGUACGUAUUCUAUACUUCUAAAAAAGAUUUUCGGCCAGUGGAAGACCUUACAAUAAUAAGCGACCGAUUCCCUAUUUCAGCUCUCUUACGGGAUCGUACUCUUGUCCUUACAUGGGAUAUAGAAACGCAAUCACAAGAGUUAGGCAAAUUCGCUGAAGUCCUCGAUCUGAAUGAUAAUGCCUUUAUGAUUUGUAUGACACUGCAUUGGAAAGAUGAUCCAAAACCACUAAAGCAAAUAUGUCUUGUCGAUGUUGAGACAGAACCAGAUCCGGGAUGGACCACAAUCAUAUGUGGAAACCAAGAAAAUCUGCUGAAAGCAUUCGCCAUCUGCUGGCGAGCAUUUGCCCCUGACAUCCACGUUGGGUUUAAUGAUUCCGAUUAUGAUUGGUGGUUUAUAAUGGAAAGGGCCUAUCAUCUCAACAUGCUCGAAUGGAUGUGGGAGCGAAUGACAGGAAAGUUUGAAACAAAAGAGGAUAUUCUAAAGUGGAAAUAUCGUGGAAAGAUAGGAGCGAAAUCUGAAAAUGUUUUCAAGAGGAAAGGAAAGAAUACCGACGAAGAGGGAACCGUAUGGGGGUCGGGUGAGGAAGUUGAGGAAGUAAAAGAAUAUUUGGGAGGUCCAAUUAAGAUCAAAAUCACUGCGGAAGAGGAUUUUUAUUCUAGUUUUCUUAAACUCCCAGGGUGUGUACCAAUAGAUGUCCGAGUAUGCCUCAAAAAAUAUUUCCCUAAGGCUGAAGUAGAAAAGGGAGGUUCACUCAAAUUCUUCUUAAAAAAGUGCGGUCUUGACACUAAAGCUGACAUGCCAUAUGAUGUAAUGUGGAGGAUCUAUUCAGAGGCAAAACAAGAUCCUUCUCCUUCAAUUACAAGAAAAAUGCGUGAAGUAGCUAACUAUUGCAUUAUAGACGCAUUACGUUGCCAGGAGCUUUUGGUAAAGCUAAGUCAAAUAAAUGAUUACAGAGAAGUCGCUUCCAUAGCUCAUGUAUCUCUGUUCGACUCACACUACCGCGCUAACGGAAUGAAGGUACGAAACCUUCUGGGCGCUUAUGCUUUUAAACGGGAUAUGCUAUUUAGCACAAGAGUAUGUGAAAAUAUAGAAAAGGGGAAAUAUCCCGGCGCAUACGUAUUUCCACCUAAAAAAGGGAUUGAAACGAAAAGACCUGUAACGGGAUUGGACUUUGCCUCAUUAUAUCCUAGUCUCAUCAUGACUUACAAUCUCUCUCCAGAUAAAAUAAUACUAACACAUGGUGAGGCCAAAAUUGCAGAAAAAAAUAGAAAUAUUUUACAUAAGAUUGAGUUUUCAUUUAAUAACCGCACCAUCCAAGCUUGGAGUGUAAGACAUGAUAAUCAAUUCGAAAAGAAAGGCUUAUAUCCUGUUGUAUUAGAGGAUUUAUACAACAAAAGAGUAGAGCUUAAAGCACAUCUUACCGCAAUAAGAAAGAAAAAACUACAACUUGGAAAGAUAAUAAGUUCAGCUAAAAAGAGAGGCAAAAAGAUUCCAGAGAGCUUAAAUUCGGAAUAUUCGGCCGUAUGCUUCGAUUAUGCAUUGACUGAUUCGAAGCAAAGAGCUCUGAAGGUAUAUAUGAACACUUUUUAUGGGGAAGCUGGAAACUCUCUAUCUCCUAUCUUUCUUCGUGAAUUAGCUGGAGGAACUACUUCGGCGGGAAAAUACAAUCUUAGUCUUGUUGCAGAAUUUGUAACAAAGAAAGGGUUUGGGAUAAAAUACGGCGAUACCGAUUCUUUGUAUCUCACCUGCCCAGAAAAGUAUUACGGAAAAUGUGAUGAAGCCUUCUCCAGGAAAGAACUUUCUAAGGAAGCAUACUGGACUGAAAUGGUUGAAAUAACUAUGAAUGUAAUGAAAGGCUUGUGUGAUCAAGUAAAUGCUUAUCUUAGGAUAAAAAGUGGCACAUCUUGUCUUAAGAUGGCAUACGAAGAGGUAUUAUUUCCCGUCUGCUUCGCCGGCAAGAAAAAAUAUUUCGGUGUACCACAUGAAGAGGUGGUCAAUUUUAGGCCAGAUAAUCUCUUUAUGAGAGGAAUUGAUACUGUGAAGCAAGGGAAUUCUGAGCUUUUUAGAUUUAUUGGAGAAAAGAUUAUGUGGGAGGCUAUGGAUAUAAAUAAUACCCGCUCAAUUCACGAAAUUGUUAAAGAUGUUCUCCGAGAUGCUAGAUUUAGGCAGUGGGAUUUUAACCAGUUUGUUGCAAUGUCUAAAUGGAAGGCUAAAGGAGGCCUCGCAUGCAAUAAAAUCUUUAUGGAACGGAUGAGAGAAAGAAUAGCAAGCGGGGAAAAAAAUAUAAAGAUCCCUGACUCUGGCGAGCACUUUAGCUAUGUUGUAGUGAACAAUAGUCCCCGCUAUAAAGAAGAUGGCACGAAAUCAACAAGGAAGGGUGAUUAUAUGGAGUUCGCAAAUAUUGCGAAAGAGUUUAAUAUGGAGAUAGAUAUCAGGUACUAUUUAGAACAAACUGUAGGGAUGUGUGCACGCUUCAUUAAUGAAGAUAAUAGUUUUCAACCAUCCCUAUCAGAUAAAAUAAUGCAGAAUAAAGAUUCGGACAAAAGAGAAAAGGAGAUCAAUGAUUAUUCCUAG